AUGAAAGUAUAAACAAUUUUUUGGAAAAUCUAUUGCAAAUUGGAAAAGAAAAAAACAAACAUAUAAAAAACUAUUUAAUUAAAAUGGGAGCUAAUAAAACUUCUAAUUUACAAAAGUGCGGUGAAAUAUUAAUAGACAUAAAAACGAAGAAUAGAAAAAACAAAACGUACAUUUUUCAUUGCACCUUUUGCGACAUACAAUGUGAUCAAUUAAAAAAGUUUUCCCUUCAUCUUGGAGAAGUACAUUUAAAUAAUGCUGAAGAUAUACUAAAUGAGACCGAACUAAAAUUUGAAGCCGAACCGGAAGAAAUUAGGAUUCAAACACUUACAGAGAUUGAAAAUACGGAUAUUAAGAAAGAUUUCGGUAGUUCCAUAGAAAACAGGAAGUAUGUAAAUCCAGAUCCUUUAGAUACAGUAGCACCUGAAAGCUCUGUUUCUAAUAAUGACAUUUUAAAUUGUAAUAUCAAAUGCGAAUUAAAAGAAAGCUCUAUCGAUGGAAGUACUAUUGGCGAAAAUGAAGAAAUGUAUUGUGGCGUAGAUGACAUUGCCAAAGAAACAAAAAAUGAAGAACUUGAAAUUUUUAACACUAACAGUGGCGAUAAAAGUUAUGUGUAUGAUAGUGACAGUGAAGAUGAAUUUAAAGAUGAUUUGGAUCAAAUGCCACUUAAAAAAAGAAAACUUAAUGUUGUUAAAAAAGCCAAACGAUUAAAACAAAAGUCCGUUAAGAACGAAAUGAGCUCUGAUGAAUCCAAGGAUGCAGAUGAUAAUGGCAACGUGGCUAGACCAAAAUAUCUUACCAACGAAGUGCUUGAAGUUAUUUUAAAUGUUUCUGAUGAUGAAGAUUUUACCGAUAGUGACGAAAAUAACUCGCCGGAAGAAAAUGCUGAAUCGGAUGAAAGUGAAGCUGAUUCUGAUUCUGAAUUUAAUGUAAAGGAACAAAAUGAAGAUGUCGACGCACUCGGAGUCUCAUCCGUAGAUAGAACAGUGGAUCCAUUAUUUGUAUCAAAAAAUGGUAUAGUAUGGAAUCCCCAACCAGUAAGCGAUCGUACUGGAAGAAUAUGGAAUGAAAAUAUCAACAAUUUGAGGCCAGGCACAACAAGAUAUGCAAUGGCACGCAUAGAUGAUUUGAAAGAUGCGUUUAUGUUGUUUUUCCCACCGCCAAUUGAGAAUGUUAUUCUGAAGUGGUCAAACACAUAUGCCAAAGCGGAGUACGGCAAACACUAUAUCGAAAUCGACUCACAUUUGUUGCAUGCAUUUAUCGGUGUUCUAAUUUUAGCUGGAGUUUAUAGAUCAAAGAAUGAAACAACGUUGGAUUUAUUCGAUGGUGUAUAUGGACGUCCCAUAUUUAGAGCGAUUAUGUCGAAGAAAACAUUUCAAUACAUGAAUCGAGUUAUUCGGUUUGAUGACGUUAUGAGCAGUCGUCAAAGAAGCUCUACGGACAAAUUUGCUCCAAUUCGGGAAAUAUUCGACAAAUGGUCUGAACUAUUGAGCGAUUAUUUCAACCCAUCUGAAUGUGUUACCAUUGACAAGCAAUUGCUUGGUUUUCGUGGAAGAUCCAAAUUUAAACAAAGUCUACCUUGUAAGACUGAACGACAUGGAAUUAAAUUUUGGCUAUUAGUUUGCUCUGAAACUUGUUACGUUUGGAAAAUCAAACCUUAUUUGGGUAAGCCAGUUGAUGGUUUAGCUGAAAAAAAUCAAGGUGAACGUGUAGUUUUGGAUUUGGUUCGUGGACUGCAUGGUCAUAACAUAACGAUGGACAACUUUUUCUCAUCUUACGAACUUGGUCAGAAGUUGCUGUCCCAAGGGCUAACAAUGGUCGGUACAAUGCGCAAAAACAAAAAAAGCAUCCCACCAAAACUCUUGGAAUGCAAAAAUGUUCCAUUGUUCCAAUCAACAUUUGCAUUCACCGAAAACACAGCACUCGUAUCAUACAUUGACAGAAAAGACAAUUGCGUGCUACUGCAAAGUACAAUGCACGUAUCGAAUGAUGUAGAAUCUGAUGGAAAAAAGUUGCCAAAAAUCAUGAAAUAUUAUAAUAAAACCAAAGGCGGAGCGGAUACAGUUGACAAAAUGUUGUCUUGUUACAGUUCUAAAAGAAAGACGAAUCGAUGGCCUAUGGCGGUUUUCGCAAAUAUGAUCGAUAUCUCAGCUCUAAACGCGAUGAUUAUAUUCAAAGAUGUGAAACCAAAAUGGCAAACAAACAAGCCAACAAUGCGACGAAUUUUCUUGCGUGAGCUUGGAAUAUCUCUUGCAAAAUCAUACAUGACAAUGAGAAAACGCGCACCACGAACCGAGUUGGCGGCCUCUUUACUUUCUGGCAUUAACAACAAUUCGCUAAACGAAUCAGUGGGGGAGCCCAGUAGCUCACUAGCCCAUUCCACAUCUUCCCUGUUACGUGAACCUCCAGAAUUUUGGGAGGUAUCAUCACGAUCAUUUGAUAUUCGUGCAAAAAGUUCCAUAAGUGUUCCUCCAAAUGUCGAAGGAAAAGCUAGAUGUCACAUUUGUUAUAGCGAGAAAUUGAAAACUAAGAAUUAUGUACAUCAAAUGAUCUGUUGUUUCUGCCAAAAAGGUAUAUGUAAACGUUCUCAUAACCGAAAUGUUUGUGUUAAAUGUAUUGAAGAUAAACUAAUUUGAUGUAACAGAUAAGAAAAUAUAUAAAAAUAAAUAUUUUAUUGAUGGUAAA
Calliphora vicina (urban bluebottle blowfly) is the source of this 2682-nucleotide messenger RNA. Its product is annotated as zinc finger protein 37-like. Gene Ontology annotation, cellular component: nucleus. The transcript has 5 exons. The coding region runs from base 84 to 2633 and encodes 849 amino acids. Gene Ontology annotation, biological process: regulation of gene expression. NCBI's taxonomy places the organism in Eukaryota, Metazoa, Arthropoda, Insecta, Diptera, Calliphoridae. The record is from RefSeq and is a predicted model, not a curated record.